AUUAGAUGUCCUCCCAGGAAGAAUUAUCAUGUUCCCGAGACAUUCCGAGCUGAGACAUCUUGUUCCGGCCCAGAGAGUCCAGACGGCGACUUCAGAUAUGUGCUCAUCGUCCAUCAGGCCCCGGUAUCUUGCGCAUAUCUGUGUCCGAGCAGUUCGCACCUUCUCCUCUACUUCUCUUUCGUUUUUGGAGGGCUGCAACUCGGAGAAACAACUGACUGUACCCGGGAGUGCGGAAUCGCCGGCCCGGAAAAGAAGGUAGCAGCUGAAUACCGAAAGACUUCUGACCUAGGUAUCACAAUGGAACGUGCCCGCAAUGGUCCCCUCGAUUGGCUCGCCCGAUGGAUCCUUACACAGGAGAAAGCUGUUAAGCUUGAGAGCAGGUGCCAGGAGCUCGUGAGCAAGAGGAAGAUAUACCGUGCCUAUCGUAUCUCCGAUGGACCGAAUGAGUUGAUGGUGCUCUUUCAACCCUGCGGCGUAUCAGAUCCAACGGAUCCCCAUUUACUAGCCCGUCCUCUAGUGACGUCAACAGUAGGGCAACCCAAAGGAAAACCCAUCGGCAUCUUCAAUAUUGAAACUGAUAAUCUCCGCACACUCGAACGACGAGGUGCUUUGAAGGUUGCGAAAUGGCCCAUGUCCUGA
This is a messenger RNA of Pyricularia oryzae 70-15, 639 nucleotides long. RefSeq lists its product as uncharacterized. The record is from RefSeq and is a predicted model, not a curated record. The annotation marks the transcript as partial. NCBI's taxonomy places the organism in Eukaryota, Fungi, Ascomycota, Sordariomycetes, Magnaporthales, Pyriculariaceae. The transcript has a single exon.